UGAAGUAGAAACCUAUAUUAGGGGAAAACCAGGGUCCUCGGCAUUUUUCGCGAGCAGUGCACCCAGAAUCUAAAAAGAUUUUUUAAAAAGAAGAAAGAAAGAAACCACAGUUCUUUUGGUCGCCGGAACAGGGCUAUGAAAUCGCUCCACUGGACAUCAGCUCCGAAGAUUCAUUUUUGAGGUCAAUUUCCAAUCGAGAUAAAUCAAUUGGAUUAGUAGGAUUAUCUGAUUGCAGCUGAAAGAAGUAACGUUGUUUGAUCAUUUGUAUUUCUUGCCUUACGGUCGGAUUUACACGGAGGUGGCUUUGGGUCCCGAGGAUUCUGGAUUGUGCUUGCAUCUGGAGAGAAGAAAGGAUCAAUCGACACGUUUUGGAAGUGUCCGUGGGUGAAUAAAAAAAAGGUGUGUGGGGGUGUGCAAAACUGGGGUUGCGGCUGAAAGGAAGAAAAAAAUAAAUAAAGGAAGCAUCUUGAAUUCUGAAACAAGAAUUACUGGGUGCUCGAGAUUCAAAAAAAAAAAAAGCCUCUAGUAUUGGUCUGGUAUAUACUUUGACCAAUUCAGCUUGAAUUUGACGGCGAAGUGUUGUAGAAACUGUCUCCUUGAUUACUGAAAGGGGACAGGGGGAAGAUGAGGGGGCUCCCUCUGUGGAUUUACCUUACUAAGGGUUAUAGAACUGCAGCUAACUGGAUUUGAUUUAUAAGAGGGAAAUCUACAGUCGACGGCCACUCUUGUCACUAUGGAAAACAGAAUGGUCAAUAGGAUAUGGCCUGAUAAAUAGUGAGGAUUGAAGAUGCUGCUCCAAUGCAUGUGAAAUCAAUGGGAGAGACUGGCUGCCUGAAGAGCUUCCUGAGCUUUUCUUGACAAGCUCACCUUUAAGAAUUUGGAGGUAUAUUCUACCAUCAUACGGUCUUUCUCAAGUGGAUACAAAUACCUUUUCCUCACUGUAACUGAACACCUACACAGCUCAUGUGGGACCAUGGCACUGCCCAGAUGCACGUGGCCAAACUACGUCUGGAGAGCAGGAACUGCAUGCUUGGUGCGCAGUGGAUUGGGUGCCUCGUGGACUCUCUGCCUGCUGGGAUGUUUGCUUCAGGCUGCCCAUGUGCUCUCACAAAAACUGGACGAUGCAGAUCCACUGGUAACUACCAACUUCGGGAAGAUAAGAGGGAUUAAGAAAGAACUCAAUAAUGAAAUAUUGGGGCCUGUUAUUCAGUUUCUUGGGGUUCCAUAUGCAGCCCCACCAACAGGGGAGCACCGUUUUCAGCCUCCAGAAUCACCCUCUCCCUGGUCAGAUAUCAAGAAUGCCACUCAGUUUGCUCCUGUGUGUCCCCAGAAUAUUAUUGAUGGGAGAUUGCCAGAAGUCAUGCUUCCUGUGUGGUUUACUAAUAACUUGGAUGUAGUUUCAUCGUACGUACAAGACCAGAGUGAAGACUGCCUGUAUUUAAACAUCUAUGUGCCAACUGAGGAUGGUCCCCUUACAAAGAAACAGACAGAUGAUUUAGGUGAUAAUGACGGUGCUGAAGAUGAAGAUAUUCGGGAUAGUGGGGGUCCCAAACCAGUGAUGGUGUAUAUCCAUGGUGGCUCAUAUAUGGAAGGUACUGGAAAUUUAUAUGAUGGGAGUGUCUUGGCAAGUUAUGGCAAUGUGAUCGUCAUCACAGUCAACUAUCGACUUGGGGUACUUGGUUUCUUGAGUACAGGGGAUCAAGCUGCUAAAGGAAACUAUGGACUCCUUGAUCUCAUACAGGCUUUAAGAUGGACUAGUGAGAACAUUGGAUUCUUCGGUGGUGACCCCUUAAGAAUCACUGUUUUUGGAUCUGGCGCUGGUGGUUCAUGUGUCAAUCUGCUGACUUUAUCCCAUUAUUCUGAAGGUAACCGUUGGAGCAAUUCAACCAAAGGACUCUUUCAACGAGCAAUAGCUCAAAGUGGAACAGCGCUUUCCAGCUGGGCUGUUAGUUUCCAGCCUGCAAAAUAUGCUAGAAUGUUGGCCACAAAAGUUGGUUGCAAUGUUUCAGAUACGGUAGAGUUAGUAGAAUGCCUACAGAAGAAGCCUUACAAAGAACUUGUUGACCAAGAUAUUCAACCAGCACGAUAUCACAUAGCCUUUGGACCUGUGAUUGACGGCGAUGUAAUACCGGAUGACCCUCAGAUACUGAUGGAACAAGGAGAGUUUCUCAACUAUGAUAUAAUGUUAGGCGUUAACCAAGGGGAAGGGUUGAAAUUUGUUGAAAAUAUAGUGGACAGCGAUGAUGGUAUAUCAGCUAGUGAUUUCGACUUUGCUGUUUCCAAUUUCGUUGAUAAUUUAUAUGGAUAUCCUGAAGGCAAAGAUGUUUUGAGAGAAACCAUUAAAUUCAUGUACACUGACUGGGCUGACCGUCAUAACCCAGAAACCAGAAGGAAGACCUUAUUGGCUUUGUUUACAGACCAUCAGUGGGUGGCACCAGCUGUAGCUACAGCAGAUCUUCACUCAAACUUCGGUUCACCUACAUAUUUCUAUGCCUUUUACCAUCAUUGCCAAACAGAUCAGGUCCCAGCUUGGGCUGAUGCAGCUCAUGGAGAUGAGGUUCCCUAUGUACUAGGAAUCCCCAUGAUUGGACCUACAGAGUUAUUUCCUUGCAAUUUCUCCAAAAAUGAUGUGAUGCUGAGUGCAGUUGUAAUGACAUACUGGACAAAUUUUGCUAAAACUGGUGACCCAAAUCAACCAGUCCCUCAAGAUACAAAAUUCAUUCAUACCAAGCCCAACCGUUUUGAAGAGGUAGCAUGGACCAGAUAUUCCCAGAAAGAUCAACUUUAUCUCCAUAUUGGAUUAAAACCAAGGGUUAAAGAACAUUAUAGAGCCAACAAAGUGAACCUCUGGCUGGAGCUGGUACCUCAUCUGCAUAAUCUCAAUGACAUUUCUCAGUAUACCUCCACAACAACUAAAGUGCCAUCAACUGACAUCACAUUCAGACCGACGAGAAAAAAUUCUGUACCGGUCACUUCAGCCUUUCCCACUGCCAAGCAGGAUGAUCCCAAACAACAACCAAGCCCAUUUUCAGUGGAUCAAAGGGACUAUUCCACAGAGCUGAGCGUCACUAUUGCAGUUGGAGCAUCAUUGCUGUUCCUAAACAUCUUGGCCUUUGCAGCCCUGUACUACAAAAAGGAUAAGCGGAGACAUGAUGUUCACAGGAGAUGCAGCCCUCAGCGCACCACCACCAAUGAUCUGACCCAUGCACAAGAAGAGGAGAUCAUGUCCCUCCAAAUGAAGCACACUGAUUUGGAUCAUGAAUGUGAGUCCAUCCAUCCACAUGAGGUGGUUCUUCGGACCGCCUGCCCCCCAGAUUAUACACUAGCUAUGAGGCGGUCACCUGAUGAUGUUCCCUUAAUGACACCCAACACCAUCACAAUGAUCCCCAACACUAUACCAGGAAUUCAGCCCUUACACACAUUCAAUACAUUUACUGGAGGACAGAACAAUACUCUGCCCCAUCCCCAUCCUCACCCCCAUUCACAUUCAACAACCAGGGUAUAGCCAGAUAAGAGAAACAAACUCUAUUUUUUUUUUUUUUUGAUGGAUCACAGUAAAAGAUUACUGAAGAUUCCUUGGCUUUCAACCUACAAGACUCUUACUAUUUAAAUAAGGAGGAAUAUUAUGUGAAUAUACAUAUCAAGAACUUUGGGGGUUUUGGAAAAAAAUGAAUUGUACAUAUAUACACAAAUCAACUUUAAAAAUGAAUUUCAAUUGCUUGAAGCAAUUGUUCUGAAUGAUACUUUUUCAUUCACAUUCAAGAUUAAUUUUUUGAAGAUUUAUGUUACAUAAUGGAAUUAGGCAUGUGGAACACCAACCAGGAAAGACCUAUGUCUGAAUUAUAAAAAUAAAAAUAAAAAAGCAACCAUGAAUAUGCACAAGGGACACACCAAUGGAAUGUCAGAUAAUUUUCACCAGGUUUUAUUUGGAGCUGUUUAAUUGUGUAGACCAUAUUUACAUACUUGGAUAAGUACACAAAGCACCAGUGCUGUUAAUGGCCUUAGCAGAGGCUCAUGCUGAAAUCUGCCAGUAAAACAAAGAAGUUUAAAGACUGGCAGGUACAACAUUAUCACAUAAGUGCUGUCAGUAUAAAGUUGUGGGAAUAAAGGAAACUGGAUAUUUUUAGCACGAUGUGCAUGAUAAUUUAUAUGCUUGGUGGCUGUGCUGCUGAUUAAGCCGUAAUUAAAAUUCUUCUCAUCCCAUUGGAGUUUUUCAUAGAAGCUUCCUCCAUCAAUUGGCAGAACCUAAAGAAGAUUUUAAGGGGCAAAAGUAAUUACGAUUAAAUAAUUCACAGUAGUUUUGAUACUAGAAGGAAUUAGGUAUUAAAGGUAUGUGAAGAAAUUAUAGGUUUAGUGGUGAAUACUCACUGAUAUGAAUCCCAGAAAAAAAAAAUUCCCUGUUUUUAAUGUUCUUUUCAUUCCCAUCUAAGUAUUUUAUAGAAGUAACUUCCCUAAUUGGACACGUGUUACAGGAUCUAUAAUUUUCUGUGGUUUUUGUUACUCUGUAUUUUGUUCCUUUAGGUAAGGUGAAGUGUGUCCAGAGAGUUAUUUUCAACAGUCUUUAAGAUAUGCGGAUGCCCCAAAUUACCACUCUGAUUACAGUUCUCAGUUAAUUGAUUUACUCAUGUUGCAUGACAAAGUGUUUACUAAUAAUAAUUCAGUAUAAAGUUAUGUCCCUCCUCACAUCACUUAUCUUUCUUACCGAGGUUCAUUCACUGGCAUUUACUCACACAAUCUCAGUAGAGUACAAUGUAGAUACAGAACCUAGAAGCAGAGUCAACACUUGGAGGAUUUUAGUCUCACACAUAUGUGUGAUUUUAGAUGAAUAUUCUGAGAUCACAGGAAACUCUUCAUCCCCCUGUUGUUUACCAGUAACAGUAUAUCAGAGACCUUUCCAAAUGUUUGUAUAUGUAAUCAGAUGUACAUUUAUAUGAAAAAAAAUUGAGAUGGACUUAAAGAGCACAUCCUGAUAAAUACUUUCUCUCUUACCUGUACUAUAUUUCUAUUAGACUAAAGUUAUGUGGUUUUUUUUUACAUUUUUUCAGAUGACUAGCAAUUUUGAUAGUUUGUAAGAUAAUGCAAAGAACUUUCUCUGAGAAACUAACUGCAGUAACAGAAACCUUUCUUUUCAGUUACUCUUUUUCAAGAAUGAAAGCUUAUUAUACAAAAAAAAAAUUGUAUACUACUUGAUGGAAACAACUUUGUACAUCUCGGCCAUGUCACUGGUCAUUGCGUGAAAUAAAGAUAAUCUGGAAAAUGACUAUUAGUCCAAUGCUAAGAGACAUGAUCUUUGCUCAUUAAAGAGCUAAAAUGUUUAUUGCUGUUUUGUCUUUUUUGAAAAAAAACAAAAAACAAAAAACAAAAACAAAUGAAACACGACUGUCUCAGAGAGUCAUUUUUCUAGACCAGUCGGGUUUUUGAAGACAUGUAGGUAACUUCUACAGAAAACACACCAUGUAUUUAAAAGGCAAGUCUCAUCUAAGAUGAAACUGAUGAAACUUUAACAUUAUGAAUUUAUAAGCCCAGGAACUCAUGAAAAAUGUUAGCUUUGUAUUUUUAAACACCUCUUAUGUGAAAGUGUUGUAGAAAUAAAAUGUGCCAAUUGUUUCAGUUAGAAACACAUAUUCUGAUUCUAAUAUCAAAGACAAGCUCUUUUGGAAAUAAAUGUGCAAUAUUUCUUUGUGAGAAUAGCUAGGUUCAGAAUAUUAGGGUGAUUAAACUAUCAUAAAGUAAUGGAUAGAAACUUUUCUAAGAGAAUUUAAAAGUUGCUCAAUGCUGAGCAAGACAUUGAGCUGACACUAAAAGAUAAAAUCUAUUUCAAGGAAUUUCUUUAGUUAGAAUCCCCACCCCCUAUUAUUAACUAUUAGUAAAAUAUAGACAUUGUUCCAUAACUCCAAAUAAAAAGUCUCUGUUAGAAGCAAACAGUCUUCAAAAUCCAGAGUGGUCUACAAGUAGAUUUUGCCUGACGUGGUUAUGCUUUUAGACUGUGAACUGCCAAAUAUAAACCAAUAAAAGGAAUUGUUUAGCAUCUGAAAUAUUGUUUAAUUAGAAAACCGUUUUUCUCUAUAUUGACCAACAAAAGAUAAACACAGAAAUAGAAAUGACAACAAAAUAAUGUAUGAAUGAAACCUUUCAUAUGCAUUACUUCACUUAGCAAAAGCAAACAUUCUAACAUUCUAUUAUAUUUUAAUGAUGGUCAUAUUUAUAUCUACCUACCUAUCUCUUCCUCUGAGUGUAUCUAGCAAUCAAUCUACCUAUCUAUACCAUAACUGACAUCUAUUUGAUAUUCAGUUAGGGAGAUGAUUUAGGAAAACAAAGCAUAGCCCUAUUCUUUUCUAAAUUAAUGCAGUAUCAACUUUGUGGAAGAUAAAGCAGUUCAGGGUUUUAUUACUGUUCUCAAGUCAAGAUAAAAUCAUUGUAAAUGAAUUGUAGUUGCUAGUUUUAUAUAUAAUUGCAGCAGCUAGUUUUAUGACUGUAAAAUGAUAUCCCACAAUAAGUAGAACAUUAAGAACUGUUUUUAAAGCUGAAACAUAAUUUUGAAAUGCAAGAAAUCUUUUGAAUAUUGUUAUUAAAUUUUAAGCAAUAUAUUUAAAAUGAACUUAUUUAAUUGAUGAUAUUCUUUGAAUAAAAGUAAGUCACAAAAUUAAAAAGAGUAUUUUUGGCAUUACUUAAUAAUUCAGAUUUUCCUGCCUCCAAUUAAAUUAUAAAUAUUCAAGGCUGCUUAGAAUUUAUAUAAACAUUAAGCCAAAAUGGACUUUAUGUCAUUUAUUAUUAUAUAAAAUUAUUGCUAAAUGUUUAUAAACAGAUUAAUGUUGCAUUAGAGUAUGAGAUUAGAAGUAUAAAAGUGACAAAUUUCAAAGUUUUAAACUUUUAUUGAAUAUGUUGACUGUGAACAAAAUCUAGUUGACUACUAUGGAUGUAUCACAAGGUUCUUCACUUACACUUAUGGAAAUUGGAAAGUCAUUUGCUAAAGCAUAAAAAUAAUCCAUUUGAAUUCAUAGAGAUCAUGCUAGCAGCUCAAAGCAGAAAAUCUAAAUAUAGGUUAUUUCAUCCCUCAUUUUAAAUUUAAAAGUUGACUAUAAAGAUGCUUUAAUUCAGAUUUUUUUGAUCUGUACAACAUGAAAAUAGAACAAAAUUUUAAAAAUCCUAUCUAAUACUAAAGAGGAAAACAGAAUGCACUAAUUUUCUGACAGAAAAGAAAUGCCAAAACUCAAUUGUUUUAUCUAUAACAUAUUCUCAGUUAUUUCACCUGUUGACAUACUUAUACUAACAAAUACAUUAAAGUCAGGAAAAGAUACAAAAAAUGUGAUAAAUGUGUUCCAGCUUUAAAGACACUGCUACAUAGGAAUUACUGGGAUUCUUUUCUCUGGUGAGUUUCACUGAAAUAGUUUCACAGGGAAAAUGAUGAGUAGAAUUUUUAGGAGGCUGUCAAAUAUCAUGGCAGCCCUUUGAUGUUUUUCUUCUGUGUUACUGAUUCAAAGUACUGGCUUCUUCCUUCACUUGUAGUAAUUAGUUGUUAUAGACUAUCACUUUUUAAUGUGAGUGAAAAUUAGAUAAUUUGGUUAUACAUAUGAAAACAUGCUCCCAAAUAAAUUCAAUUAAUGGGCACUUCCAUGCUGAGAUUUUGUUAUCAUUCAUUUAAUUAUCUUGUCAAGCUUUACUCUUAAUGACAGUUGUUUUGCCUUUUUAAUCAAUAAACUAAGGGAAUUUCUCUAACAGCCUUAUACCUCUCCUGCACUUGAUAUAAUAAAAUACAUUUCAGAUUUCCAUCAGAAGUCUCUCAAGAGGUAUCCUAUUUAUGUGAAACAUUUGGUAGCCAACGUGCUUCUUUGUUAUAAGCAUUCUGACUUAUUUUAUUCUGGCUGGCACUUUGUGAUAUUUGUAUGCAGGCCAGAAAUCGGUUCCAUUGGUAAGCAUUGUGGAGUAUACAGACUAGUGUGCAGGGCAUAAGUGCCUUUCUUCCUGUGAUUUGAUUUAUAAACCUUAUGGUCUUUUUUUAAUUUGCAGACCCUGAUAACUCAAAUUAAAAGGUACAAUAGGAUGACUAUGUUAUAAAUUUCUAAUAUGAAAAAUUUUAUUUACAAAGUCUUUUCUUACAUUUAACUUGAUUUUUUGUAUGCUAUCAAAUGGAUCCAAAUGACCCCUGGAAAAAAGUGAGGUGAAUUUUGGAAAGCAACAAUUAUUUAGGCAUCUGAUUUAAUAGUACUUAGGUGUGGAAACAUAAAUCUCUAACAAACUUUUUUUCAAGUAAGUAACUUUAAAAGAAGUUUAAAAU
This is a messenger RNA of Manis pentadactyla (Chinese pangolin), 8275 nucleotides long. RefSeq names its product neuroligin 1 (gene NLGN1). The coding region runs from base 974 to 3505 and encodes 843 amino acids. The transcript has 7 exons. Gene Ontology annotation, cellular component: cell surface; postsynaptic specialization membrane; synapse. Gene Ontology annotation, molecular function: neurexin family protein binding; signaling receptor activity. The record is from RefSeq and is a predicted model, not a curated record. Gene Ontology annotation, biological process: modulation of chemical synaptic transmission; chemical synaptic transmission; presynaptic membrane assembly. Lineage: Eukaryota; Metazoa; Chordata; Mammalia; Pholidota; Manidae.